Messenger RNA from Scophthalmus maximus (turbot), 3501 nucleotides. RefSeq names its product alanine--glyoxylate aminotransferase 2 (gene agxt2). Gene Ontology annotation, biological process: glyoxylate catabolic process. Gene Ontology annotation, cellular component: mitochondrion. The transcript is spliced from 14 exons. Bases 90 to 1631 code for a protein of 513 amino acids. Lineage: Eukaryota; Metazoa; Chordata; Actinopteri; Pleuronectiformes; Scophthalmidae. The record is from RefSeq and is a predicted model, not a curated record. Gene Ontology annotation, molecular function: pyridoxal phosphate binding; L-alanine:glyoxylate transaminase activity.
UGAGCUAUAAAAGUAUCCGAGGCGACAGGUCGGCCGCCGAGAGUGACAGGAGCAGGACGUCCGAGUGUGUCCCCCGGCACCUGAACGUCAUGUACAAAGCGGCGUCCCGCCUCAGUGGCCGCCGUGCGGCUCUGACUGGACGGUCCUGCCGUGGCCCCGGAUUCCACAUAGCAACUGGUGCAUUAUGUCACAAAGCGUCCUUCAGGGACCUUCCCACAGACAUCCCAGAGAUGCCCCCUUGCACUUUCAAACCAGAGGAACACAAGGGUAUGUCCAAAGAGCGGAUGAUGGAGAUCCGCAGGGAGAACUGCAACCCCAUGGUCAUGAAGGUAACCUCCUACAAGAAACCCGUGUUUCUCCACCAGGGACACAUGCAGUGGCUGUGGGAUGUGGAUGGGAAACGAUAUCUGGAUUUCUUUGCCGGUGUGGCAACUGUCAGUGUGGGCCACUGCCACCCGAGAGUAACAGCAGCUGCGGUGCAGCAGUUGAAGAGACUGUGGCACGCGACCAACCUCUACGUGUAUCCUCCUCUCCAUGAGUACUGUGAGAAACUAGCGUCCCUCCUCCCAGAUCCUCUUAAGGUGAUAUACCUGACCAACAGUGGCUCAGAAGCCAAUGACCUGGCUAUGAUGAUGGCUCGACUUUACACAGGCAACUUUGAUAUAAUCACAUUCAGGGGAUCGUACCACGGUGGCAGCCCACAGACCUUGGGUCUUACUUCCAACGCACAAUAUAAAUAUCCCAUCGGCACUGGUUCAGGCUGCGCAAAUACCAUCUGUCCUGAUGUGUUCCGAGGUCCUUGGGGAGGAAGCCAGUGCAGGGACUCUCCGGUUCAGACCAUCAGAGAGUGUAGCUGCGCUCAAGGUCAUUGCAUGGCAAAUGAACAAUACAUUGGACAGCUCAAAGACACACUUGCUACUAGCGUCCCGAGUCAAAUUGCUGCUUUCUUUGGGGAGCCCAUUCAGGGAGUCGGGGGAGCUGUGCAGUACCCCAAAAACUUCCUCAAGGAGGCUUAUCAACUUGUGAGAGAAAGAGGAGGGGUCUGCAUUGCAGAUGAGGUGCAGACUGGAUUCGGACGAACAGGAACCCACUUUUGGGGUUUCCAAGGGCAUGAUGUCAUUCCCGAUAUGGUAACAAUGGCAAAAGGCAUCGGUAAUGGAUUCCCAAUGGGGGCUGUUGUUACAACACCAGAAAUUGCCGCCUCGUUCGCCAAGGGGAUUCACUUCAACACCUUUGGAGGAAAUCCUGUGGCUUGUGCAGUUGGUUCAUCUGUGCUCGAUACUAUCAAAGAGGACGGCACACAGCAGAUCAGCCUUGAAGUGGGCACCUAUCUAAUGACAGAACUGGCGAAACUCAGAGACAAGUAUGAGAUCGUCGGUGACGUCCGUGGAAAGGGCCUGCAGAUCGGCGUGGAAAUGGUCAAAGACAAGACCAGCAGAGACCCGCUGCCUCCUGCGGCGAUAAAUGAAAUCUUUGAAGACGUCAAGGACAUGGGGGUCCUUAUAGGGAAAGGAGGAAUACAUGGACAGACGUUUCGUAUUAAACCCCCCAUGUGCAUCACAAUGGAAGAUGCUGAUUACUUCCUGGCAGUUUUUAACAAGUCCAUCCACAACUACAUGGAAAGAAGAUGAAAGCCAUUUCGACCAUCUGAGUGGUCACAUAAUCACAAAAAAGAAAAAUUGUAUCGUUCAUUUUUAACAACUGACAAUGUUUGUAACUGACUUUUUUAAUUCACUUACUUGUUCGAGGACUGAGUAAUUUCUUCUUUCACAAGAUAUAGUCUUGUUUUAAAUGCCUGAACAAGUUGGUUUUUUUUGCACUUAACUCCCUAAUGUUUUGUAUUAUAGAUUCAUGAAAUUACACCUAUAUCCUGAUCAAAAUAUUAUAACUUUAGAAAAAUAAUUUUCUUUAGCACUGUGAGAUUUUUACCAAGAAGUGCCACUGUGAUGAGGAACAGAAAUUGUAUGCAUAUUCCAAUUUAACUGAUGGAUGAUUUUAUGAUCAGUUAAAUGCAGCUGACCACUUGUACCAACUAUUAAGAUAAAAGUAAUUGGGGUUUUUUGGGGGGGGGGGAUUAGCUUUUAAAGUACAAUCUUGGUUUCCUAUCUUUCUAACAAAAAUAUAAUCUAAAAGUACUGGUGUAUGUUUUGUACAGGCUUAUCUAAUUACAGCUUAUUAUCAGAAACAUUAAUUGAAAUCAUUGCAGAGUUGCAUAAAUACCAACGUGCAUUAUCACAUUUAUUUUCAUAAUACCACUACAGAGCUCUCUGUGACAAACAAAGAGACAUGGUUCUUCAAACAGUGAAUCAUCUGAUAAUGGGUAUUGAGUGUUUAUCGUAGAGACGUGUGGGUUUUCAUCCACUGGUUCAGAAGCACAGUGACUUAAGUUACAAUGAAAGGUACUGAAAAACUGCUAUUCACAUCUGGAGCACUCAGUCUCUCAAACAUAUACAGCCACCACAAUGACAAGAACAUUGUGUAAUUUAAAAAAAGACUACCCUCUCUGAGCUCAAUCAACCAUUACAGUCCUCCUCAAGGGCUUAUUUUAUAUUUAGUUCAUCUUCCUCCUGGGAGACUUCUCAGAGAGUCGUUUCUCAUCGGUCCAAAGCAACGUGUGUUAUCUGUUCUUCUUCUUGUCCUUUUUGCUCUUGCUCGUGGAGCUGUGAGAAGCGCUUGCGGACAGAGCGGUGGAAUGGCCGCUGGUCUUCAGAUGGUCAAACAACUUGUUUCUUGUGGGGAACUCUUCGUCACAGAUCACGCAAUGGAGGAUUACUUCCUUCUGGGGGUGGAAAUGGGGGAUAUGUGAUUUAGUCAAAUUACAACCAAACUUGAUUAAAAUGUGCGUGUGUGAAUGGAUAGUGUAACUUGUAGUUUAAAAUGCUGAGAAAAAAAAGGGUUUUCCUGUACAAACCUCAGGAAACUCUUCUCCUCCUGUAUUUGACUUGACGUUCUUUGGUUUGUCUUUUCCUCCUCCCUUCUUUCCCUUCGUCUUCCCAGAGCUGUGGAUGCAACAUUAACACUAUAAAACUCUAAAACAACUUAUGUUAACUAAGGAAUCGACUCUGUUUCAUCCUUUAUUCCUCAGACAGCAGUCAGCUCUCCGUCUCCUGCUCAAAACUAGAGCUAUAAGAAAAGACUCGCAUUCACUGGACAGUCAGACACAACUCCUGAUCAGUUGUUGCUGUUGCUCGGUGUCUGUGCAGAAAACAGAAGUGGAGACAGCAAAACCUGGACUGACCUCUUGACCUCUGUGGGAGGGGGGUCAUCCUGCAUCUCAGGCUCUGUAGGGUCUGCAGACUUGUCUGGGGCGUCUUCCUCACUGGUGGUUGGUUGUGUUGGUGGUUUUUCAUUCUUCUCCUCUUCAUCUUCCUCUGGAGCACUCUGCUGUGGACGAGGAGAGCGUGAACAGAGAAAAGAGGAGGUUUUUAUAAUAACGGUCAUCGAGGGAAAAUUAAACCAAGCAAAAUGGAUUUAUAAGAAUAAAUACAUCACUCACGUGUA